This is a messenger RNA of Dentiscutata erythropus, 363 nucleotides long. Lineage: Eukaryota; Fungi; Glomeromycota; Glomeromycetes; Diversisporales; Gigasporaceae. The record is from the annotation of a GenBank genome assembly.
AUGCCUGGAAGUCAGAAUAUUAAUAAUCUUAUGGAUAUAUUCCCUACACUAUUUAACGACCCUCAACUAUAUUCAAGUUUACCUAAAAAGCGUGCCAGCGAGACCGUCUCUACAGAAAAAUCCCCAAGUAAAAAGAUUAAAAAGGCCAAUGGAAGGAAGGAUAGAAAAAUGAUGGUAACAAACGUAACCCUUUCCGCAUUCCCUCGUCUUACACGUGCAUUGAACACGGAAGAUUUGCAAGGGAGCGGUCCCCACGUAACAAAAAAGGAUGCGUGGGUGCAUAAAGAGAUAUCAAUUAUUGACAUAUGGGCGAUAACUCAUGGGGAAAAUUCUAAAAAGGAAACUGAUCAGCAAUUUUUAUUA